Messenger RNA from Suncus etruscus (white-toothed pygmy shrew), 468 nucleotides. RefSeq names its product probable inactive ribonuclease-like protein 13. The record is from RefSeq and is a predicted model, not a curated record. NCBI's taxonomy places the organism in Eukaryota, Metazoa, Chordata, Mammalia, Eulipotyphla, Soricidae. Gene Ontology annotation, molecular function: nucleic acid binding. The coding region runs from base 7 to 468 and encodes 153 amino acids. The transcript has a single exon.
GGAGAAAUGCGACCCACCAUGGCCUGGUUCCUGUUCUUCCAGCUGGUUUUGGGGCCAACUCUUCUCAUGGGCAUCAAGACAAAGGAGACCAUCAAGAACUUCCGUACCUUAAACAUAGACUAUCCCAGAGUUAAAUUCCCCAAGAGUUUCCUUGGUUACUGUAAUGGUCUGAUGACCCAUGUAAGGGGUGCAAGCCAGUCCCCAGCUUGCCCAAAAAUCCAUUAUGUGAUUCAUGCCCCCUGGGAAGUGUUGCGGGCCUUCUGCAAGCACAGUGAAAACUUCUGUGAGAAUUACAACGAGUAUUGUACACUCACUACAGACACUGUGCCCCUCACAAUCUGCACCCUGAGCAUCAAUCAGCCACCCACUAGCUGCCGCUACAAUACUACCAUAACCAACCAAAAGCUUUACCUGCUCUGUUCACAAAAGAAAGAUGCAGAACCAGUGGGUGUCAUUGGUAUCUACUAG